AUGCAGACAGACGAAAAGAAACUCAAUUCUACUAUGACUAAUUUGGACAUAAAUGGAUGGUCUGUAUUAUUUAAUGCACCUAAUAGUAUUGCUUGGAUUCGUAUUAUACUUUUAUUUAUCAGUCUUCGAUAUUUUGGUAAACAAAGAUAUGUAUUAUUUGUUAUUUAUCAUACAAUAUCUGGUUUUCUCGAUUCAUUUGAUGGUAUAUUAGCACGUACGUUUCAUCAACAAUCAAUGGUUGGACAAUUUUUUGAACUUAUAUUAGAUCAAUAUGCUCAUUUUAUAAUGUAUUCAUGUAUUGGAUAUCUCUAUUCAUCAUAUAUAGUGUAUUUUUAUUUCGAAAUUGCAUUAGAAUUAUGGAGUUCAACUUUUCAUUUGUAUAUAACUUCAUUAGCAAAAUCUGAUCAACCAUGGUUACAUAAAACGACAUUUUUAUCAACAACAUGUUCAUUAACUAUUUAUAGUCAUCCAGAACUUCGUUUAUUAAAUUGGUAUGGACCAGAUGUAUUUCAUACGUUAUUAGUUAUACGUUUUAUUCUCAUAAAUGAUUAUGAAAGAAAAUUAACUUCAAAAUUGCAACGUUAUAUUUCAAUGAAGAAAGUUUAUUUAAUUAUUCAAUAUGGAAUUUAUUUUACUGGAUUUUUUGCACUUUUACGUACUCUUGUAACUUCUUGUUUUAUGUUAAAUAAUUUUUAUAAGAUAGCUGGAGCAACAUAG
Molecule: messenger RNA, 717 nt
Organism: Adineta steineri
Lineage: Eukaryota; Metazoa; Rotifera; Eurotatoria; Adinetida; Adinetidae
Source: the annotation of a GenBank genome assembly